Molecule: messenger RNA, 880 nt
Organism: Marasmius oreades (fairy-ring Marasmius)
Lineage: Eukaryota; Fungi; Basidiomycota; Agaricomycetes; Agaricales; Marasmiaceae
Exons: 3
Coding region: 1-555 (184 amino acids)
Source: RefSeq, a predicted model, not a curated record
AUGGAACAGCUGAGAGAGAGCUCAAAAGAUACAAUUUUGAUAAAUCGUGCCGACGUGCCACGUUUGUCGUUGCGGUCAUGUUUGACACAGCCACUUGCCCCCGACUGGUCUGAGUCCACUGCCACCGCGAACGGCGACGCGCACGACUCAUUCACGUUGGUUUUCGAUCUACGCCGUUGUACAGAAACUGUCGUAAGUCAGAAAGACCUGCCAGCACUGUUAUUGCCCCCAUUCGAUCCUGGCCUCCUACAUUCCAACCCUCAGAAUUCUCCCGGACAUUGGAGGAAGAAGCAAAGGAAGGAACAGUGCGAUAUCGAUUUCGCUUCCCUGCGUCUGAAGUUGGGACAAACGGAAGCGAGGAAACGGCGCAUAGAAACCUGCAUCGCACAACGUCACACUAUUCUCUGCUGGAAGCUUCCAGCAGAAGUGCAGACAAAGAAGGUUACUCUUCAAGACUCCGGGAUAUUUGCUUCCCCGAAGCGAAAGACAAAGACAUCCCCUUCAAGAUUCCGGGAUGUUUGUUUGACCGAAGCGAAGGACAUUGAAUACCCUUAAAUAUGUCUCAUCACCGAUUUGGGGUCCGGUGAUGCUGGCGCCACGCUCAGUAGUAUAUUCGCAGGUUAUCAUUAUGUCGGUGGAGCUCAUACGUUGAUUUUCCAGCCACUGUACCCGCAGUGACAGCAGCCUCAGGUUCUUGAAGUUCUCCGUUCUCUGCGCUUCGUGACUCUGGAAACGAAUGAAUUGGACUGUAUUCAGAGAGAGACAGGAGGAGCAUUGUGAUUGUGGCGGAGGAUUUCUGCUGGUCUCCACUUACAAAACAUUCAACCUCUCAUGUGUGCUUCUGAGCGAAGACGGGGCCAAUGCAAUUCGAAUGGGGGCC